AUGGUUAAUGAUCUCAAAGCUGUGACUGCUAUAAUAUUUUUGAAUCUAUCCGAAUUACUCGGAAUUUUAAAAUCUUACUACCUUAUAAAAAACAUGGCAAAAUUAAAGCAACUUAUGAUUACUCUCAACAGUCCAAAAUUUCAACCAAAAAACGAGAGACAAAUAAAAUUAAUCGAACCUAAUUUGAAGUUUUGGAAGCAAAUUUAUUACGUGUAUUGGGUUAUGAGUAGUGGCGCUCUUUUCUUUUGGGCUACUUUCCCAAUUUUGGAUAAGUCUGUCAAGGAUCAUCGACUUCCAUUUUUGGCAUGGUAUCCCUUCGAUACGAAAGUUUCGCCAUUUUACGAAAUUGCCUAUGUUCAUCAAGUUAUUGGAGUGAUUUUUGUUGCUAUUUCUACUGUUGGAGUGGACACUUUAAUAGCUGCUUUGUGUAUGUAUAUUGGGGCCCAAAUUGAUAUUUUGUGUGACAAUUUAAGGCAACUUAGUGGGGUAAACUUCAAUGAUUUGCUGAAAACUGUAACGAGUUUUUGA
This is a messenger RNA of Tribolium madens (black flour beetle), 528 nucleotides long. RefSeq names its product odorant receptor 83a-like. Gene Ontology annotation, molecular function: odorant binding; olfactory receptor activity. The coding region runs from base 1 to 528 and encodes 175 amino acids. The transcript is spliced from 2 exons. The record is from RefSeq and is a predicted model, not a curated record. Lineage: Eukaryota; Metazoa; Arthropoda; Insecta; Coleoptera; Tenebrionidae. Gene Ontology annotation, biological process: sensory perception of smell; detection of chemical stimulus involved in sensory perception of smell. Gene Ontology annotation, cellular component: plasma membrane.